Molecule: messenger RNA, 1533 nt
Organism: Phyllotreta striolata
Lineage: Eukaryota; Metazoa; Arthropoda; Insecta; Coleoptera; Chrysomelidae
Source: the annotation of a GenBank genome assembly
AUGAGUCUGUUAAACUCGAUCAACUUAGGCCACUUAAUCGAUAAGAAGAAAAUUGACCCGGCGAAGAAUCCAAAUUUUCCACUGAUCCAAGCAGGCUCGAGAGAAGAGAAUAUGGGAAAAUCCGAGGUGCAAUUCAUACCGAUACAUCACCGUCCGGAGCCAAAUUCAUCCAUGUGUCACGUACAACCAGCCACUUGCAAGUCCUCUUCUCUACAACAAUACCUCGCUAAUGGAUUUCCAAAAAAUCCAGCAGGCCCGGAAGAAAAGAACGAAGAGGACAACGACGAGGCGGAAAAACCUUCAGAGAUACCAGAGGGAUACGAAAAGUUCAACCAUCAAAUGGCCGGGCAUUUGUCUGGCAAUAAUAUAGGUAUGUUGAAACGCGACGGGCUCGUCCUGAAACCGAUCAUAAAACGCGAAUGCGGCGACAGGGAGAUCAAUUUUUACGAACAGCUGGGGAGGACGACGGACAAAACCAUGACGGAGAUGAAGAAUUUCGUGGCGAAAUUUUACGGCACGAGGCGGCUGAGCGUCGAGGGCGAGACGAGGGAUUUCAUCGCUUUGGAGGAUUUGGUCGAGGAUUUCAAGGAGCCUUGUAUCAUGGACAUAAAAAUCGGUAGAAGGACUUGGGAUCCUGAUGCUACGUUGGAAAAGAUUCGGUCGGAGGAGAGAAAAUACCAAGACUGCAAGAGAGAUCUAGGAUUCUGCAUUCCCGGUUUCCAAGUAUACAAAUUAUCAAACAAUCAGUUAGUGAAACAAGGGAAAGAGUUCGGCAAGAGUUUAAAUAAAGAAGGAGCGGAAGAUGCCAUAAAAACCUUCUUAAACGCCAACGAAUGCAACGACGCCACAGCCAAGCCGUGCAGAUGUCUAAUAGUGCAAUUUCUGGCCAUCCUAUGGCGCAUUUUGUACUGGGCAAGGAACCAACGACAAUACCGCUUCUACUCCACUUCUAUCCUUUUAGCCUACGACGCCAGAAGACUCCGGGAGAAAACCAAACCGACUCCUUCCUCGUCACCUUCCUCUACCACGUCGACUCCAUCACCACAAUCGAAAUCCGACUACAAGUUCACCAGGAAAGGCAGUUUGUACAGACCGAUGAGCCUGGCCGUGUUGAACAAAAACAACGAAGGCAACGAUAGAAUUCCAACAGGUUUCAGCGGUCAACUGACGAAAGAAGGUCCGAUUUUGAAUCCCCAGAGGUCUUCGACGGGCGCCAAGCAACCGAUCGACGUCCAUCCGAUCGUACCGAGCAUCCUCAGCGACAACACCUGGUCGAAAUCCAUGACGUCCUUGAAGAGGACCCAUUCCUUUCAGAACAACUACGACAAAGACGUGCAGAACAGGAAGCAGAAUUACCUGCACCUUUUGGACGAGUUGUGCGACGAAAGGAAAUCGUCCCAUUGGGCCGUCGUCAAGAUGAUCGAUUUCGCGCACGUUUUUCCUGCGGAAAAUUCGGACGUCGACGAGAAUUACCUGGCGGGUAUCGAGAGCUUGGUGAGAGUAUUCGAGGAGCUGCUGAUGGAGAGCGAUUGA